Molecule: messenger RNA, 1440 nt
Organism: Procambarus clarkii (red swamp crayfish)
Lineage: Eukaryota; Metazoa; Arthropoda; Malacostraca; Decapoda; Cambaridae
Source: RefSeq, a predicted model, not a curated record
AUGCCCACACCAACCGCCUACACGCCCACACCAGCCACCAACACGCCCACACUAGCCGUCAACACGCCCACACCAACCAUCAACACGCCCACACUAGCCGUCAACACGCCCACACCAACCACCAACACGCCCACACCAGCCGUCAACACGCCCACACUAGCCGUCAACUCGCCCACACCAACCAUCAACACGCCCACACCAGCCACCAACACGCCCACACCAGCCACCAACACGCCCACACUGGCCGUCAACACGCCCACACCAACCGAGGGCACUGACGAGGCUUCCCCACGGUUCAACAAGGCUUCACCGCGGUUCAACAAGGCUUCACCGCGGUUCAACAAGGCUUCACCACGGUUCAACAAGGCUUCACCGCGGUUCAACAAGGCUUCACCGCGGUUCAACAAGGCUUCACCGCGGUUCAACAAGGCUUCACCGCGGAUCAACAAGGCUUCACCGCGGUGCAACAAGGCUUCACCGCGGUUCAACAAGGCUUCACCGCGGUUCAACAAGGCUUCACCGCGGUUCAACAAGGCUUCACCGCGGUUCAACAAGGCUUCACCGCGGUUCAACAAGGCUUCACCGCGGUUCAACAAGGCUUCACCGCGGUUCAACAAGGCUUCACCGCGGUUCAACAAGGCUUCACCACGGUUCAACAAGGCUUCACCGCGGUUCAACAAGGCUUCACCGCGGUUCAACAAGGCUUCACCACGGUUCAACAAGGCUUCACCGCGGUUCAACAAGGCUUCACCACGGUUCAACAAGGCUUCACCGCGGUUCAACAAGGCUUCACCACGGUUCAACAAGGCUUCACCACGGUUCAACAAGGCUUCACCGCGGUUCAACAAGGCUUCACCGCGGUUCAACAAGGCUUCACCGCGGUUCAACAAGGCUUCACCGCGGUUCAACAAGGCUUCACCGCGGUUCAACAAGGCUUCACCACGGUUCAACAAGGCUUCACCGCGGUUCAACAAGGCUUCACCACGGUUCAACAAGGCUUCACCGCGGUUCAACAAGGCUUCACCACGGUUCAGCAAGGCUUCACCGCGGUUCAACAAGGCUUCACCGCGGUUCAACAAGGCUUCACCGCGGUUCAACAAAGCUUCACCGCGGUUCAACAAGGCUUCACCACGGUUCAACAAGGCUUCACCACGGUUCAACAAGGCUUCACCGCGGUUCAACAAGGCUUCACCGCGGUUCAACAAGGCUUCACCGCGGUUCAACAAGGCUUCACCACGGUUCAACAAGGCUUCACCGCGGUUCAACAAAGCUUCACCGCGGUUCAACAAAGCUUCACCGCGGUUCAACAAGGCUUCACCGCGGUUCAACAAAGCUUCACCGCGGUUCAACAAAGCUUCACCGCGGUUCAACAAAGCUUCACCGCGGUUCAACAAGGCUUCACCACGGUUCAACAAGGCUUCACCGCGGUUCAAACAAUAA